Labrus bergylta (ballan wrasse) is the source of this 3852-nucleotide messenger RNA. RefSeq names its product chemokine (C-X-C motif) ligand 14 (gene cxcl14). Gene Ontology annotation, molecular function: chemokine activity. NCBI's taxonomy places the organism in Eukaryota, Metazoa, Chordata, Actinopteri, Labriformes, Labridae. Gene Ontology annotation, cellular component: extracellular region. Gene Ontology annotation, biological process: immune response. The record is from RefSeq and is a predicted model, not a curated record.
UGAGAGAGGGACAGCGGGCUGCUUUUAAAAAGAGCUGCUGCCUGCCUCCCCACAGAAAAGCAACCAGAGAGACGAAGAGAGAGAGAGAGAGAGAGAGAGAGAAGGAGAGAGAGAGAGAGACCUAAACGAGUGAUUGGAGAUUCAUCCUAGCGCACAGGACGCACAGACGGAGUUGCACAACCAGCGCUCCAAAAAGGGCUCCAAAAGCAGAGAAACCCUCCGCGCUGCUUCACUUCUGUCGUCCACCAACAGCUGCAAGUGGAACUAAUUCACCCCUCGGAAGACUUUGAGUAAACUGUUUAUUGGUUUAACGCAUAGAGGCGGUUUGGACAGCUCGGAUUUUGAGGGGAAAAAAACAUCUUGAAGAAAAUGCAUCGGUGCACAGCGGUGCUACUUUUGUUUGUGGUGGCCUUAUACUUCCUGAAUGCAGAAGCCUACAAGUGCAGGUGCACCAGAAAAGGACCAAAGAUCAGAUACAUGGACGUACAGAAGCUGGAGAUCAAACCCAAGCACCCAUACUGCCAAGAGAAGAUGAUAUUCGUGACGAUGGAGAACGUGGCCCGCUUCAAAGGUCAGGAGUACUGUCUUCACCCCAAACUCCAGAGCACCAAGAAUCUGGUCAAAUGGUUCCGCAUCUGGAAGGACAAGCACAGGGUGUAUGAAGCCUAAUCCUCGGCUCCCCAGCACGUGAGGCUCAAGCGAGACAAAACACACCAACAGGACUGUUUUUGAGAAGCACAAGGUGUAAUCUACAAUCAAACUGUACUGCCCCCCCUCCUUCUGCCUGAAAAUCUAUCGAGCACAUUAAGAGAUAUCUUUAGUUUGUAUAUAAAUAUUAAUGCUGGUCGGCUCGUUUUAGUCAGCCAAUCUAUCUAGAUGCAGUCAACCACCACAUCUGUCUUUACAACUGUAGCUAUACUUUGUCUUAUAGUGAACGAGACGCCGCCAUCUGUUCCCACAGGUGUAGGCGUCGUUCAGUUUUUACUCUAAGGGACCUUUGUGUUGACGUUUUUUGAAGAAGCAGGAGGACUCUCCUUUUGAAGAUGCAGUGUGGGUGUUUUAAUUGUUAAGAUUUUCACUUCUCUAUAUUCGUAUUUUACUGGAAGGAUAUUUGUACCAUGCCAACAUUUACAGUAGGAUCUGUUAACCUGGGUUUGAGGGGCACAAAGUCAGUCUGCGGUUCAGCUUCAGAGACAUGAAACCUACCACUGAGUGUGUGUUCACCGUGUCAUCAUGCUAGUUAUGAGUGUCAAACAAACACGCUACUCUUCAGCACUCACCUUGUCAAAUAGGAUCUGAAUGAUUGCUUGGGUGUUGUGUCAGUACAUUUUAAAGAAUGGAAAGUAGUUGAUUUUGUGCCAUCUCUGCAUAAAUUACAGUCUGUGGACUGAAAAUAAACUUGAUUAUUAAAGCCACUAAGAAAGCAUGACUGCCUGUGGUUUACAUGUAGACUGUAUAUAAGAAGUGAACGUAGCCAUCAUGAGGUCAUCUGUCUGUUUUUAGUAUUUCAAGGCAAGAGGUGACUUACACUUCAGCCCCGUUUCCACCAAUCGGUCCGGUUUGGUUUGGUUCAGUAAACCCUGAUCAGGUCGACACAGUUUAGUCUGCCAAUAAAUUCAACGAAGAAGAAGAAGAAGAAGAAGAAGAAGAACGCGACACAGUGUUCAAAGGACAACAAUGGAGGUCUGCACCUCCAAGGUCGUCCAUGGGGCGGUGCUAUGUGCUGACAUUACAACAAAACAACAAAAAACGUUGUUACUGCUGUUGCUCAGGAAGUGCAGAUUCUUUCAGCCAAUCAAGGGACUGCAGGGUGUCUAGCUCCACCCUUUAGGGUCCGAUUGGUACGCUUGGCAGCCCAACAGAAGGGUAGCAAAAAAGUAGAAUGGUACGGAUCGGUUAUUUUGGUACCAUUCCCAACUUUUGAGAGUGGAAACAGCAAUAAAUGCGUACCAUACUGAACCAAACUGAACUGGACCGCUCGGUGGAAACGUGGCUAUAGCUGCCCCUCGUGGUCACCUUGCUUGUGACAUAAUUGGCUUUAUGUGUCUCAAAAUGGGAACAUCAUGCCUUAAAGAAAAGACUGAGACCAGAAACUCGUAAAGAAAAUGUCUACUUUGAUAAUAAAUCAAGUAAGAGGUCUGGUUCAUUUUCUUGUGAGCUGUAGAGUCGCCCCCUGCUGGCCAUUAAACAGAAUGCAGCCUUCAGGCACUCUCAGACCCAGUGGCUACGUUGACGUCUUUUAUACAGUCAGUGGGUUUAACUCGACAAACUGUUUUAUAUUGUCACAGGUUGAGAGAUUAUUUAGCCGUGUCUUUGAAAUAAAUGUGUAUUAAAGCAAUAUAUAUAAAAAAAACACACAUCUCAACUAUAUUGGGCUACGUAUUAUAGCAUAUGUAAAGUGUAAGGUUGGUCAUAUUCUUGUUUUUCUGUUAGCAUUCACCAACAUCCCGCUAAAUUCAACCCUGCCUUUCCAAACACAAUCCCUCUGAACUACAUUUAUUCCCUUUUAUGAAGAUGUUUACCUUUAAAACACACCAGGAAUAAAACUAUAUAAGUUCCUGUAACAGCUGAGAACAGUAAACAUCAUGACUGCAGGGGACUACUUUCAGCUGUGGAUGAAUACACAGUUCAUGCUUGUGGGUUUUUACUACAAUGAAAGUAUCAAGCAGCACACACAUCUGAAUGGUUGAGUACUGGGUGGUGGACAAAAUCUAUAAAUACAGGCAAAAGGAAGACUAAGGGUUUAAAUAAAGUUGCUUUUGAACCACAUGUAAGCGUAGACAACCGGCUGCUUCAUAGGCGUAAAUGUUCACAUACUUGCCGAUGUACAAAGCGUGUUACUGGAGGAUUCCUCUAGAGGGAGCACCACAUAAAUCAGACGGCGUAAAACACCAAAGUAGAGAGGAUCUGUCGCCAGCGAUUAGUGGAGUCACGAAGUCCAGACGAGGAAGUUAUACCAGAAAAAACUUCAGGCAGGGUUGAUCUGUUGACAACAACAAAAAAUACACAACAUUAUCAAAGUAACCCUUUAAAUCUGGACGUGAACUGUGUUUUUUUAAAUCAUCAGAAAAUAUUUUAUUUGUGUUUCUUUUUUUAGCUCGGAGACAAGACUUUCACUUUUUGUACAUCAUUUGAUCGUCCAGAUGUUCAUGCACUCCUUCUGGGAGAGGUUAAUCUGCCCGUCCUCAAUUUAAUCUCUCAUCAAGUAAAUGUCCUGAACAAUACGGUCACACGUGUUACCAUUUGGUAUGCUGUGGAUACACUUUUUUUUAUCAAUGACAUCUGUUUUUUUUGUUUCCAGCGAAGAGGAUUCACUCAAACAUAAAUCUGCAUUUAAACGACAGCAGAACGUACCCUUUAUCUUUUGAAGAAUGUGCAUUACUCUUGUUUUAUAUCUUAUAUAUGAAAUAUGAAAAAAAAGCUUAAUUUUGUAAAUGCACCCGUUGAGUACGGAGGAGGAGGUGACGUCAGUAUGGUUUCUGUUUUUACAAUGCAUGCACAAUUUCUAUUUCAUGCACCCGUUAUAAUAACAUGCACGCACUAUUUGAGAAACAAAGCACAUUGAAAGAUUAUUUUGGUGCCUUUAUUUUAGAGCUAGGACAGAGAUGGAGUCAGAAACCAGGGGAGAGAGAGAGCGAGAGAGAGAGAGAGAGAGAGAGAGUGGAGAACGACAUGCGGGAAAGGAGCCAGAGGUCGCAUGGAACCCCGGGCCGCACACUCUCCAACACUUGAGCCUCUGUACAUGGGGGCGCACGCACUAGCAGCUAAGCUACUUGCGCCCCCAUAUGUUACAUUUCCUUAAAAUAAAAGUCUUUAAGUGUCAUGCAACCUUUCCAACCUGACUUCUGUGCU